This is a messenger RNA of Paramacrobiotus metropolitanus, 3077 nucleotides long. RefSeq names its product synaptic vesicular amine transporter-like. The record is from RefSeq and is a predicted model, not a curated record. Gene Ontology annotation, molecular function: serotonin:sodium:chloride symporter activity. The transcript is spliced from 11 exons. Gene Ontology annotation, biological process: transmembrane transport; aminergic neurotransmitter loading into synaptic vesicle. Lineage: Eukaryota; Metazoa; Tardigrada; Eutardigrada; Parachela; Macrobiotidae. The coding region runs from base 958 to 2634 and encodes 558 amino acids. Gene Ontology annotation, cellular component: synaptic vesicle membrane; terminal bouton.
ACGACCGGCACUCUGGAUCGUUGAUAUGGGGUGCAUACAAUACGGCUGAAUGUCAACUGUACCUUAACUUCCCUUUGCAACCGUUUCACAGGAAGUGGCACUGCUUAUUGUCUGCUAAACGUACUCGAUCGCCGAGUUGCCAUCACGAAACGGGUUGUUACAUCUUAAAGGUCGAUCAUUCUUCUCCUGGGCUUUUUUCCUAAUGAUCCUGCCUGUAUCCACGCGGAAAUGGCGCCUUGGCUCUUAUAGAACGUGUAUAUAUACGUGUGUAUCGCCAUCGACGUUGGCGUUGACGGUCGGUCCAUGAUUUGAUAAUACGUUAGCCACUUCCACUACAGCUCUCACACGCAAUGCCAUGCAAUUGAGGGAUAAUUUACACUUUCUUUAGGGUUUAUAUAUAUAUGAUGGAUCUGUGCAACAAUUUCUUUUUACAGCUGACGUCCGAAGGAAACGACCUGUAAGCAGUGUUGAUGUCGGUGUAAAAGACAUCAAAAUUAUCCUUCCCACCAAGUGAUGAGUGAAUAACGUUUAGCAAAGGAUCAACGCAGGGCUCUCGUCUUAGUUGCAAUUCCAUUCGGAGACGAUUUCCCAGUUGGCUAAACGUGUGCGUACUGCGUACUAUUGCAGCCGACGUAUAUAUAUGCCUGUGCGCGCAUUCCUUGUUUGCAUUCUGGAUUCGCUUAAUCCCAAUAUUUGUGCCACUGUUUUGUCUGUGCAAAACAGAAUAAUCCUUUGCGAUUUUUACUCAAUUGGUACAUGCUUGGGAUGUUCUUUGCGGGAACUAUGUGAAUUUGAUACUUAUAUGAUCUAAGCAACUAGCAAUAUUGGUUGCAAUCGAUCCGGAUUUUGAUUUGAGCAAGAAAAAAGCUGUCAUUCCGAUACCGGUGCCUCAACGCCAUUACAUCGAAUCAAGAUAUCGCCGUUUCCGAUUUCCGGACUAGUAUUACCGUAUGAAUCAUGCAGUGGAGGGAACUACUAGAAAAAUUAGCGGCACUCGUGGGUGAAAACCGGAAGUUUAUCCUGUUUAUUGUGUUUGUGGCAUUACUAUUGGACAAUAUGCUAUUGACGACGGUUGUGCCCAUUAUACCAGAGUAUCUAUACCAACUGGAUAAUCCUCGGCACGCAGCCGGAAAUUUUAGUCGUGGUAGAACCACUCUGGGACCAGAACGGACCACCCUGACGACGGUGCCCAUUUGGGCGGAAAGUGAACUGUCGAAUGGUGACGAGGACGAAGAUUUCCUGACCACAACUCUGCUACCUUCCACUCGCAGGCGCCUUAAAACAAAAUCCACAGCCGCCACAACACCGGGCACAACAAAUGCUACCACUCUGUCGCCGGAAGAUGCUGAGCUGCAGCAUGAGGAACUGGUGGAAGUCAAUGUGCGAGUGGGUGUUAUGUUUGCUUCCAAAGCCAUUAUGCAGCUGAUUGCUAAUCCAUUUGUGGGACUUCUCACUAACAGGAUCGGAUACAGUAUUCCUAUGUUCACCGGCUUUGUCGUCAUGUUCGUAUCCACUAUAAUUUUUGCUUUUGGGGGAAGUUAUGCAGUACUUUUCAUGGCGCGGUCCAUACAAGGAAUUGGGUCUGCGUGUUCCAGUGUUUCGGGAAUGGGCAUGAUUGCCGAGCGCUUUCCGGAAGACCGUGAGCGUGGCAAUGCCAUGGCCGUCGCACUGGGUGGUUUGGCGAUGGGCGUGCUAAUUGGACCGCCGUACGGUGGUGUCCUGUAUGAUUUUGUUGGAAAAAGCGCGCCGUUUCUGAUUCUAGCUUUCCUGGCGCUAUUUGAUGGUCUUUUGCAACUUGUUGUGCUCAAACCGGCCAUUAUUCCGGCAAAGGAAGAUCCGACAUCCUUCAAAACACUCCUGAAAGAUCCCUACAUUCUCAUUGCGGCGGGCUCCAUUACAUUUGCCAAUAUGGGCAUUGCUAUGCUGGAGCCGUCGUUACCUAUUUGGAUGCGGGAGACGAUGCGGGCUCCAACAUGGCAGACCGGAACGGCGUUUCUACCAGCCAGUAUUUCCUAUCUGUUGGGCACGAAUCUCUUUGGUCCUCUCGGACACCGGAUGGGGCGGUGGUUGGCUGCUAUGGUUGGAAUGAUUGUUGUUGGGUUUUGCCUAUUAGCGAUUCCUUCCGCCAGGACAGUGAAUCAUUUAAUUGUACCCAAUGCCGGUAUCGGGUUUGCUAUCGGCAUGGUGGACUCCUCGAUGAUGCCCAUUAUGGGAUAUCUUGUUGACAUACGGCAUACAGCCGUAUACGGCAAUGUAUACGCCAUUACUGAUGUUGCAUUUUGCUUGGGUUUUGCUAUUGGUCCUGCUCUGAGUGGUUCGAUAGUGAAAAAUGCUGGCUUCCCGGCAAUGAUGUACGGAAUCGGAAUAGUUUGUCUGCUUUAUGCUCCACUGUUGUUUAAGUUACGCAAUCCCCCAGGAGGCGAAGAGCGACAGUCGUUAAUCCCUAAUGACGAUUGCACGGUAAAUUAUUCAAAAUACACGGAUCUGGUUGAUGAUUACGACGGAACGGAAGAUGGAGCGGUAGCCGGCACCGGCAUGCUCCAUCAACCAAGCUUCCCAUCGGGAUAUUAUCCCAAUCAAACCACUUACAAGCAUAUCAACCAGAACGGACGGGAUGCCGGCUAUUCGCACUGAACCGGCUGAGCCUGACUGGAAACAACACGUACUACGUCAGCGGUAACAUGGCUUGACUGACGACCAUGGGUGAGGAAUAACUGUGGGUGCACCAAAAAAAGAGCGUAACUGAAAUAUCAUUUCUUGAUCUCUUAAUCGUAUUCGAAUUCAAAAAGUGAACCUACUGUGAAGUUUAAGUAGGCUUCCAAAACUGCAAACCAAAUCAGUCAUAAUUUUAUCCGUGAUAAACCCGGUCUGCUUGUUGUGACAAUGGUCUUCUAUGCGUUUUUGAAUGUAAGUACUUUUUCAAAUAGAUUUAAUUAUUUUAUUAGUCCAUGAUGAGUGAAUGUACUGAAUAGUGAAUACUAAUCCAGAGAGCGGGCAAUGUUUGCGCUUUUAGGAGAAGUAUAGACUAGAUUAUCGUAAUAAUAAUGUUAUGGAAAUAUGUAGACAAAUCAAAAAUA